This is a messenger RNA of Populus trichocarpa (black cottonwood), 3810 nucleotides long. RefSeq names its product LRR receptor-like serine/threonine-protein kinase ERECTA. NCBI's taxonomy places the organism in Eukaryota, Viridiplantae, Streptophyta, Magnoliopsida, Malpighiales, Salicaceae. Gene Ontology annotation, biological process: protein phosphorylation. Bases 646 to 3588 code for a protein of 980 amino acids. The record is from RefSeq and is a predicted model, not a curated record. The transcript has 27 exons. Gene Ontology annotation, molecular function: receptor serine/threonine kinase binding; ATP binding; protein kinase activity.
UACAAUCAGAAAAUCAUACACCACACCCAAUAACCCAAUUGAGUUAUAGAAGAGAGAGAGAAAGGGACUCUGAGAGAGUUGCAGGUUUUAUAGCAGAGGUCUCUGACAGUAAGAGAGUAUAUAUUUUAACUUUAUCUAUCAAAUAAUUCUCUCUUACUCUCUCUCUCUAUAUAGGAGCUAGCUGCUUGUUCUCUUUAUGUUUCUCUCUUUCACACUUGUAUCUUUUUGGUACUGAUGAAUACUCAAUGAGUCUACUGUUUUUCUUAGAGAGAUAGAGAGACUUGUGUGUUGCCAGAACGAUGUGAUGGAACGAUAUAAAGCCAAGCCAAGCCAGACUGAGAGCUAGUCAUGUUAUAACUACAUUACAUAAGCCCCAAAAGCAAAAACUUAUUCAAAAAGAAAAUCAUAACCCCAUUUGCAUAAACCCUUCUCUUUCUCUGAAAACCUUGUAUUUUCAUUUCAUUGUCGGCGACUUCUUCUCAAUGAGAGCUUAAAAGGGUUUCUUCUUUCUCCAAGUUUUAAGUGACGGGAAUGGUUAUUUUGGCUGCCUAGAGUGGUUAAGUUUGGAGGAGGGGGGUUUUUGAACGAUGGUUGUUCUCAAGUGAGCAAAUUUUGGAUUCUCUUUUUUGGAAGAGCAGUGAAGUGAUGGCAUUUCGUUUGGAACUUGUCCUUUUUGCUCUUCUUCUCUCUUUGGUUGUUGAUUCUGUGCAUUCUGAUGAUGGAGCUACGUUAUUGGAGAUAAAGAAAUCAUUCAGGGAUGUGGAUAAUGUUCUGUAUGACUGGACAGACUCCCCAUCUUCUGAUUAUUGUGUUUGGAGAGGGGUCAUCUGCGAUAAUGUCACCUACAAUGUCAUUGCACUUAAUCUAUCAGGUUUGAAUCUUGAAGGGGAGAUAUCACCUGCAAUUGGAAAUCUCAAAGACCUGACCUCCAUUGAUCUCAAAGGAAAUCGUCUCUCUGGCCAGAUACCUGAUGAGAUGGGUGACUGCUCUUCUUUACAAGACUUGGACCUCUCGUUUAAUGAGAUAAAUGGAGAUAUACCAUUUUCAAUUUCCAAGUUGAAGCAACUUGAAUUACUAGUCUUGAAAAAUAAUCAAUUGAUCGGACCAAUUCCAUUGACUCUGUCACAGAUUCCAAACUUAAAAGUUUUAGACCUGGCGCAGAACAGACUCAGUGGGGAAAUACCAAGACUUCUUUACUGGAACGAAGUUUUGCAGUAUCUUGGCUUGCGAGGAAAUAAUUUGGUGGGUGCUCUCUCUCCUGAUAUGUGCCAGUUAACGGGGCUGUGGUUCUUUGAUGUAAAAAACAACAGUUUGACCGGCAAAAUUCCUGAGAAUAUAGGCAACUGUACUUCCUUUCAGGUCUUGGACUUGUCCUUCAACCAGCUAACAGGAGAGAUUCCAUUCAACAUUGGAUUUUUGCAGAUAGCUACAUUAUCAUUGCAAGGAAAUCAACUGACGGGGAAGAUUCCACCAGUGAUUGGUCUGAUGCAGGCACUUGCUGUAUUAGAUUUAAGCUGCAACAUGCUAAGUGGACCAAUUCCUCCUAUAUUGGGAAAUUUAACGUACACAGAGAAAUUGUAUUUGCAUGGUAACCAGCUGACUGGAUCCAUCCCCCCUGAGCUUGGGAAUAUGACAAAGCUUCAUUACCUGGAAUUGAAUGAUAAUCAACUCAUAGGGAACAUCCCACCAGAGCUUGGAAAGCUCACUGAUUUAUAUGAUCUAAAUGUCGCCAACAACCACCUUGAAGGGCCUAUUCCUGAUAAUCUUAGCUCAUGCACAAAUCUCAAUAGCCUCAAUGUGCAUGGAAACAAUUUGAAUGGAACCAUUCCACGUGCUCUGCGAAGGCUCGAGAGUAUGACAAACCUAAAUCUCUCUAGCAACAAUAUUCAAGGUCCUAUUCCUAUUGAAUUAUCUCGAAUUAGUAAUCUGGAUACUUUGGACAUUUCCAAUAACAAAAUUAGUGGAUCCAUUCCUUCUUCCCUUGGUUACUUGGAGCAUCUUCUGAAGCUUAAUCUUAGUAGAAAUCAACUAACAGGUUUUAUUCCAGCUGAGUUCGGAAACCUGAGAAGUGUCAUGGAGAUAGACCUUUCAGAUAAUCAUCUCUCAGGAUUGAUUCCACAGGAAUUAAGUCAAAUUCAAAACAUGUUUUUAUUGAGGCUGGAAAACAAUAAUCUCUCCGGCGAUGUAAUAUCUCUAAUCAACUGCCUCAGUUUAAGUGUCUUAAAUGUAUCCUAUAACAACCUAGCUGGUGUUAUUCCUACAAGCAACAACUUUUCAAGGUUUUCACCUGACAGUUUCAUUGGAAACCCGGGUCUUUGUGGCUAUUGGCUCAACUCUCCAUGCCAUGAUUCCCAUCCAGCAGAGCGAGCCACAAUUUCUAAAGCAGCAAUACUGGGGAUUGCUUUGGGUGCCCUUGUAAUUCUUCUCAUGAUCUUAGUAGCAGCAUGUCGGCCACAUAAUCCAGCACCUUUCCCAGAUGGAUCACUUGACAAACCAGUUAGUUAUUCAACACCAAAGUUGGUGAUCCUUCACAUGAAUAUGGCACUCCAUGUGUACGAGGAUAUUAUGAGGAUGACUGAGAAUUUGAGUGAGAAGUACAUAAUUGGUCAUGGUGCAUCAAGCACUGUUUACAAAUGCGUCCUGAAAAAUUGCAGGCCAGUGGCUAUUAAGAGGCUCUAUUCACAUUAUCCCCAAUGCUUGAAGGAAUUUGAGACAGAAUUGGAGACAGUAGGGAGCAUCAAGCAUCGGAAUCUGGUCAGCCUUCAAGGAUAUUCCCUGUCACCUUCCGGGAACCUUCUUUUCUAUGAUUAUAUGGAAAAUGGCAGUCUAUGGGAUCAUUUUCAUGGCCCCAUGAAGAAGAAAAAGCUUGACUGGGAUACUCGCCUCCGGAUAGCACUUGGAGCAGCUCAAGGGCUAGCAUAUCUACACCAUGAUUGUAGUCCUCGCAUCAUUCACAGGGAUGUGAAGUCAUCAAACAUUCUACUGGACAAAGAUUUCGAGCCCCAUCUCACUGAUUUUGGGAUUGCUAAGCGCUUAUGCGUGUCAAAAUCCCAUACUUCUACCUACAUAAUGGGAACGAUUGGCUAUAUAGACCCUGAGUAUGCCCGCACUUCACGUCUCACUGAAAAGUCUGAUGUGUACAGUUAUGGGAUUGUUCUACUUGAGUUGCUAACUGGAAGGAAAGCAGUUGACAAUGAAUGCAAUCUUCAUCAUCUGAUUCUGUCCAAGACAGCUAACAAUGAGGUCAUGGAAACUGUUGAUCCUGAGAUCACUGCCACAUGUAAAGAUCUUGGAGCAGUAAAGAAGGUUUUUCAACUUGCCCUCCUAUGCACCAAGAGACAGCCAACAGAUCGGCCGACUAUGCACGAAGUGACACGCGUCCUGGGGAGCCUUGUGCCACUCAUCACACCACCCAAACAAUGCACCCAAGCUCCACCUGCCCCACUCCCAUCUGCGAAAGUCCCAUGCUAUAUCGAUGAGUAUGCGAAUAUCAAGUCUCCACACAUUUUGAAUUGUCCCUCCAUGAGCACUUCAGAUGCCCAACUCUUCCUAAAGUUUGGUGAGGUAAUAUCCCAGAACAGUCAAUGAAAAGAGGGUGUUAAAUUGUGAGAGUAUGGUAUAAACAUCCCAAAGCAGAGCAGUAUCGAGCAAGUGUUUCAAUGCUUUUUCUUAUUUUUGUUGGGGUUUUAGUGGAUGACCAGUUAGUGGAAAUUGUGUACAAAGAUUUGGAUUCCAAUUAUUGUAGCUAAGAAAAAGAAAAGACAGUACUUCUUCACUAGGAAAUUAAAAAAUGUUGCAAUUACAAGUUCA